This is a messenger RNA of Eubalaena glacialis (North Atlantic right whale), 3769 nucleotides long. RefSeq names its product oxysterol binding protein 2 (gene OSBP2). Gene Ontology annotation, molecular function: cholesterol binding. The transcript is spliced from 16 exons. Bases 1 to 2364 code for a protein of 787 amino acids. Gene Ontology annotation, cellular component: intracellular membrane-bounded organelle; membrane; cytosol. NCBI's taxonomy places the organism in Eukaryota, Metazoa, Chordata, Mammalia, Artiodactyla, Balaenidae. The record is from RefSeq and is a predicted model, not a curated record.
AUGGUCAGGGAAGGCUCCCUGGAGGAGGUGAUACAUAAGCCGAGACCCAAAGGGCAAGGAGGAAUUAUCCUGGUGAAGGGUGGAGAAUGUGUCAGAGCGACGCUGCACGGUGGCAGAGGGGCCAGCGGAUCCAGGUGGCAGGUGGUGCUGGCCAGAGGUGGUGGCAAUGGGGAAGGAGAGAAAGGUGGCCUCCUAAGGCUGGUGGGAGGAGGCUGGAGGAAUGAGGACGCGCCGCGCCGCUCCCCUGCUGCGCUCAGGCUGACCGACCGGCGGGCGGAGCGGGGUCUCGGCUUGACUGCGCUCGGAGCGCGCGGGCUGGCCGCUGUCCGCGGUGCUGAAGAGGCGGCCGCGGCGGGGAGGCGGGCCCGGGGCCGCCGGCGCGGCAACGGAAAAGCGGCGGCGGCGGCGGCAGCUGCAAGAGCCCCCGCAGCCUCGGGGCCAGACCCACUUCCACACCCAGGAGCCCCUCCCUGGGAUGACUCUGGGGACGACGAGGACGGGACUGCCUCCCCAGCUGACAAGAGCGAGCUACACGACACCAUCAAGAAGCUCUCCCUGAAGCUGGACGACCUCAGCACGUGCAAUGAGCUCGUGGCCAAGCACGGCGUGGCACUGCAGCGCUCCCUGAGCGAGCUGGACGGCCUCAGGAUCCCCUGCGAGAGCGGCGAGAAGCUGAAGGCGGUCAACGAGCGGGCCACCCUCUUUCGCAUCACUUCAAAUGCUAUGAUCAACGCCUGCAGGGACUUCCUGGAACUAGCGGAGACGCACAGCCGGAAAUGGCAGCGGGCUCUGCAGUAUGAGCAGGAGCAGCGCGUCCGGCUGGAGGAGACCAUCGAGCAGCUGGCCAAGCAGCACAACAGCCUCGAGCGCGCUCUCCGCAGCGCCCCCGGCCGGGCCGCCAGCCCCACCAAGAGCUUCAGCGAGGGAAGCCUCUUAACCACCAAAGGCGAGGACAGUGAAGAAGAUGAAGAUACCGAGUACUUCGACGCCAUGGAAGACUCCACGUCCUUCAUCACAGUGAUCACUGAGCCCAAGGAGGACAGAAAAGCUGAGAGUGGGACUACAGGCUCCGUGGAAUGGACCUCAGACAAUGUGCUAGACAGCACCUCACUUGUGCCCCAGGGCCCCCCCAAAGUCAAGAGGCGUGUCCGCAUCCCCGACAAGCCCAACUACAGCCUUAAUCUUUGGAGCAUCAUGAAGAACUGCAUCGGCCGGGAGCUCUCCAAGAUCCCCAUGCCGGUCAACUUUAACGAGCCCCUGUCCAUGCUCCAGCGGCUGACGGAGGACCUGGAGUACCACCACCUGCUGGACAAGGCAGUGCACUGCACCAGCUCCGUGGAGCAGAUGUGCCUGGUGGCGGCCUUCUCCGUGUCCUCCUACUCCACCACCGUGCACCGCAUCGCCAAGCCCUUCAACCCCAUGCUGGGCGAGACCUUCGAGCUGGACCGUCUCGAUGACAUGGGCCUGCGCUCCCUCUGCGAGCAGGUGAGCCACCACCCGCCAUCGGCCGCACACUAUGUAUUCUCCAAACACGGCUGGAGCCUCUGGCAGGAGAUCACCAUCUCCAGCAAGUUCCGGGGGAAAUACCUCUCCAUCAUGCCGCUAGGUGCCAUCCACUUAGAAUUCCAGGCCAGCGGGAAUCACUAUGUGUGGAGGAAAAGCACCUCGACUGUGCAUAACAUCAUCGUGGGCAAGCUCUGGAUCGACCAGACAGGGGACGUCGAGAUUGUGAACCACAAGACAAAGGACCGGUGCCAGCUAAAGUUUUUACCCUACAGCUAUUUCUCCAAAGAGGUGGCCCGGAAGGUGACAGGAGUGGUGAGUGACAGCCAGGGCAAGGCCCACUACGUGCUGUCAGGCUCGUGGGAUGAACAGAUGGAGUGCGCCAAGAUCGUGCAAAGCAGCCCCAGCAGCCCCAGCUUGGACGGGAAGCAGAAAACGGUGUACCAGACGCUACCGGCCAAGCUGAUGUGGAAGAAGUACCCGCUGCCGGACAACGCAGAGAACAUGUACUACUUCUCGAAGCUGGCCCUGACCCUCAACGAGCACGAGGAGGGCGUGGCACCCACCGACAGCCGCUUGCGGCCCGACCAGCGGCUGAUGGAGAAGGGGCACUGGGAUGAGGCCAACACGGAGAAGCAGCGGCUGGAGGAGAAGCAGCGCGUGAAUCGGCGCCGGAGGCUGGAGGCCUGCUCGCGGGGCUGCGGUGCAGAGGAAGCAGAGAAGGAGGCCGAAGUGUACGUGCCGCUGUGGUUUGAGAAGAGGCUGGACCCGGUGACUGGGGAGAUGGCCUGCGUGUACAAGGGUGGCUACUGGGAGGCCAAGGAGAAGCAGGACUGGCACAUGUGCCCCAACAUCUUCUGAGCGCCACCCCCCUCCUGCAAAUACAGGCGGCUGCACAGCCUGGUCCACCUUCUAUUUAAUGCACUCAAUUUAGUACUCAACUGCCCUCCCCACCUUUUCCUUCUUCUGUUUUUUAAUAACACUUUUUUUGGGCUCCCACCUUGGAAGGAGGAAGUGCUGACCCAGGUUCUCUCCAGCCCCCAGGUGCCCCGGGUCUCCUAUGACCCUUCAUCAUGGACUUGAGCCCCAUCAGGACCCCCAGCUCCAGUUUCCACACCUCAGGCAGGCUGGCCCGGGCCCUGGGCUGCUCCAGUCACCAGCCCCCCAGGGAGGAACUGGCCCCCUCCCAGGGAGCCGCUUUUGACUUUUUUAGAAAAAAAAUGAUCUCCAUUUCUUUCCAGCCAAGAUAUUUAGUAAAUAUUUUUAGUACAGCACUUGGUGGACAACUUUCUAAGUGUGCUUUCUUGCCACAGAAGUGUCCUGGCAAGAGCCCCUUCUUUUUAAGACACUGGGAAGCCAGACGGACCCCUUUGAGUCGGGAGCAUUUUGUAGCUCAAACAGCAAGGCCGUCUGUAUGUGAGCUGCCCGCCCCCCAGGAGCUCAGGACCCCCCAGAGAAGGGAACCAAGGGCCACCGGGCCCAGGAGAGCACAAGUCAGUUGUCUCUGGAGCUAGAGCCCCACGCAUGGUGGGGAAGGGGGCACUGAGGGGCCGCCAUGUGGAUUUGAGGGCAACAGCCCCUGCCUAGCCCUGGCCAUGCUGGGGCUGCUCCCCAGCCCCACAGAGGCCGGGCCUGCGGCGCUCCUGCCACGGAACCCGGCCCCAAAUCAGCAAUAAGAACCAACCCUCGGCUCAGCCUGGGUUGGUAUCCUGGGCACCAGAGAACCCAGAGUCCCGUCUCUGGGGUGCCCCAUCUCAGCAUCCCUGAACUCUUUAUUUGCCUGAUAUAUAUAUAUAUAUGAUAUAUAAAUAUAUAUAAAAUAGCUAUUUUGCUUAAAUUUUUAUGGUAUGUAGAAGUGAGAAAAUGAUGACGACAGGGUGCUCCUGUCUGAGUUUGGCCCUCCUGUCAGCUGUGCCCUGCCCUCUCCUCAGAUUCCCUUCCAGUGGCUUCUGCCAACUGUGGGGGGGCCUGGGCCACUGUGGCCACUGUCCCAGCCCCUCAGAACUCCUACUCAACCUUUCACACUUCAAUUUGGUCCUGAAAGUUCAUCACAGGGUUUUACUUUCUACUCCAGGACUGGUUUUGUUUUUAUUAAAAAAACAAAAGUGAAAACACCAAUGUGUGAAAUGCCUUAGGGUGCCCACUGGAGGGCGGGUGGGCAGGCAGGCAGCCCCAUGAGGCCUGCGGCAGAACUGUUCAAUGUUCUUUUUCUCAGAACUGUGAGUGAGCACCUUCUGACCAGUAAUAAAAAUCUUGGAGUUUUCCA